Molecule: messenger RNA, 2301 nt
Organism: Parnassius mnemosyne (clouded apollo)
Lineage: Eukaryota; Metazoa; Arthropoda; Insecta; Lepidoptera; Papilionidae
Source: the annotation of a GenBank genome assembly
AUGGGUGCAGUUAAGAGUAAACUAGUUGGCUGUUCUAAUUAUUGUGUUUGCUGCAGAGUUGGUAAAUCCGAUUCGUACGAUCUAAAGGACUUGCCUCGACCUCCGCAACUGGAUAAUUUGAACGAUGUCAACGACGGAACGAGACAAGGCGUUCUCGCCGUGCAAGGCAUCGACUUCUGCACCGAGACAAACGGGGAAAAUCAUCACACGAGUAAAUUUAACUUGAUGUCAAGAAACGUGGACAGGUGUCUCGUUGUGAGGAGAGGCCAGGCUUUUAAGCUUGAUAUACUUCUGAACAGACCUUUUGAUGCUAACCGAGAUGCUAUUUCUUUUAUCUUUUAUGUUGGAGAUGUUGAGCAGCGAGGGCCAUCCGGCGAUACGUCCGCGGCGGUACCGUUAUUAGAAAAAGGCUCAGAAACCCUAGGAGCCUGGAGUGCAGUAUAUGAGGGACAGGUUGACUCACAUUUGAUGGUAGCUGUAACGCCAGCAGUCGAAUGUAUAGUAGCGGCUUGGCGAAUCGACAUCGACACGAAGCUGAUCGGAGGAGGGUCUCUAAGCUAUACUCAUCCACAACCAAUAUAUAUCCUCUUCAAUCCUUGGUGCUUGAAUGACAGUGUGUAUAUGCCAGGACCCAAUCAUCGAGAAGAAUAUGUCCUAGAAGACGGUGGUCUAAUGUACCGAGGAGUGUAUAAUCGCAUAAAGCCUACACCGUGGAACUAUGCGCAGUAUGAAAAGGAUAUUCUGGACUGCGCCUUGUACCUGGUUAGGGAAGUUGGAAAGGUCAAAGGCCGCGCCAGAAGUGACCCAAUAAGGACCGUUCGUGCUCUCUCCGCUUCCGUUAACGUGCAGGACGACAACGGCGUAUUAUUUGGCAAUUGGGGUACGGAGCUCAGCGACUACAGCGGCGGCACACAUCCUCUGAAAUGGGUCGGCUCAUUAUCGAUACUGCAAAAGUAUUACGAGAAGAAGAAACCUGUGAAAUAUGCGCAAUGCUGGGUUUACGCCGGAGUUUUAACGACUAUUUGCAGGGCUUUAGGUAUACCUUGCAGACCGGUGUCUGGUUACGACGCAGCUCACGAUAGUCAAGGAAGUCUUACUAUUGAUAUAAUCAAAGACGAAGAAGGCAAUACGUUGGAAGAAUUUACCAGAGACUCCGUUUGGAAUUACCAUGUUUGGAAUGAGGUUUGGAUGGAGCGACCAGAUCUCGGUCCGGAGUAUGGUGGUUGGCAGGCUAUCGACUCUACACCACAAGAGACAUCCGAGGAUGUCUACCGCUGUGGCCCAGCUUCCUUGCGAGCAGUUAGGGAAGCAGAACUCCAGCGACCAUAUGAUGUUUCAUACGUCUUUGCACAAGUUAAUGCGGAUAAGGUGUUAUGGAAAUACUUUGGUGAAAUCCAACCUCUGAAGCUCCUGGGCCGUGAUACAACCUCGAUUGGUCAGAAUAUUUCUACAAAGGCUAUUGGGACAAUGGAACGGGAGGAUAUCACUAGCUUGUACAAGUACCCUGAGCGGACAUGGGAGGAACGUGAAACGAUGGAAAAAGCCCUGCGUAAAUCGGAAAGUAUUUUCGCGAGAUAUUAUCUCAACGAUGCCUUCAACGACGUUAUUUUCGACUUCGAAUUGAAAGAUGAUAUCAAAAUUGGUCAAGACUUUAACGUAGUUCUGCACAUGAAGAAUCGAUCAACGGUCGAUCAGCACCAGGUGAAGGGCGUACUGAGGGUGGACACGGUCACUUACACGGGCAAGACAGGGGAUGGCGUCAAGCGAAAGGAGUUCGACCUAAAACUGGCACCAGAGGCUAAGGAAGUGAUUUCAAUGCUCGUCACAUUCGACGAGUACUUCAAGAAACUAGUUGAUCAGGCUUCAUUCAACAUCGCUUGCCUAGCUUCAAUUGUAGACAUUAAUUUCGACUAUUUCGCACAAGAUGACUUCAGAGUUCGUAAUCCUGACAUAAAGAUCGAAAUCAAUGGUAAACCAACCUCACGGCAAGAGUUCGAGGUAACUGUGAAGCUCGAAAAUCCGUUACCCAUACCUUUGAAAAACGGCAAGUUCUACAUACAGGGACCUGGAUUGGACAAACAGCUCAAAAUUGAACUAAAUGAGAAUGUGGCUCCAGGUGAAUUUGCGACGGCACAGUUUAAACUUACGCCACCAUGGGCCGGUCGUCAUCAAAUAUCAGCCAAGUUCACAUCGAAGGAGAUUCAAGACAUUGAUGGCUUUAGAUCUUUCAUAGUUUCGCCACCAGCAGAGAGCAACGGUAUAUCAUCAUUUGAAAAUAGUCACGAAACUCGACAAAUAUAA